Messenger RNA from Columba livia (rock pigeon), 711 nucleotides. RefSeq names its product canopy FGF signaling regulator 1 (gene CNPY1). The transcript is spliced from 4 exons. The record is from RefSeq and is a predicted model, not a curated record. Gene Ontology annotation, cellular component: endoplasmic reticulum. NCBI's taxonomy places the organism in Eukaryota, Metazoa, Chordata, Aves, Columbiformes, Columbidae.
AUGGAGCCGGGAUAUAUCAACAUCGCCGAAAUCGAGUUCAUUUGCGAUGCAGGCCCUUUGACUAUGGUUGUCAUGAAAACUUCCUACUUUGAUCAGCAGAGGGUGGAGAGAAAAAGAAGAAGAAGAAGAAGAAAAGGAGAUGGGGGAGAUUUGCUCCUAGAUGAGAAGAGAAAAAUCUAUACAGACUUUAAAAAAAAAAUCAGGGUUUAAUCUGAUGUUUACAAACCUUUGAAAUCUGAAUUAAGCUUCCUAAAAGGUGCCCAACACCAGUUUGGAUGGUGCACCCCCUUGCUUCUUUUUUUAAAAAAACAAAGCAAAACAAAACAAAAAAAUAAAAGCACAGUACAAGUAUCCUCCUUUUUCUCAUCCUUACAGUGGGGAAGUAUCGUAGAAGAGUAUGAAGAUGAAAUAUUCUCACUUAUCGCCCAAGAGGCAGACUAUCUAGCUGACAAGCUGUGCAGUGAAAAAUCAGGUACUGUGUCUGAUGUAACAUGUGCUCUCUCUGCAGCGGUGUGGGGUUGUGUUGUUGGGUUUUUUUCAAACCCAGCGUACUGCUUUGGAGAAGUGGGCUGUUGUUGAAUAAGCAAUGACACUACAUGACUUUUUAAAAAGCAUCCCUUUUUUUUUUAAAAAAAAAGGCUUUAAAUUCUUUUAGUUCUUUUGUAUGUUAAUGCAGGAUAAUUUGAGCAUCCCAGCUAACAUUUGGCAUGU